AUGUUGCUGAGGAGCUGCUACAGCUUCUGGAUCCUGCUGUCCGGCCUCGCUGCUGCUGCAGUGUUCGUGGAGAAGCACGAGGCCAGCAGAGUGCUGACGAGAGGGCGGCGAGCGAACAGCGGCUUCCUGGAGGAGCUGAAACAAGGCAACCUGGAGAGGGAGUGCGUCGAGGAGAUCUGCGACUACGAGGAGGCGCGAGAAGUCUUCGAAGACGAGGACAAGACGACGCAGUUCUGGCUGACGUAUGAAGGUCGUGACCCCUGCCUGGUGAACCCGUGUCGUAACAACGGCUCGUGUGUCUACAUGGACACGUCCUACAGGUGUUACUGCAGCGAGGGCUUCGAAGGACAAUACUGUCAGACAGUGAUCGAAGACUUACUCAAGUGUCUUUACCAGAACGGACACUGUCAGCAUUUCUGCGACGGUUCGGGAGAAAGACGUAAAUGUUUGUGCGCCGACGGAUACAAACUGGGAGAAGACGGACGGCAGUGCGUCGCUCAGGUGGAGUUUCCGUGUGGUCAGCUGCCUCCACAGGAAACGAGCCUGAACCAGAGCGUGGUGGGUCAGACCCGCCUGGUGGGUGGGAACUCCUGCCCCCAAGGACAGUGUCCCUGGCAGGUUCUGGUUCAGCUGAAUGGAAAGAGUCACUGCGGAGGAGUUCUGGUUAACGCUAACUGGGUCGUCACCGCGGCCCACUGUAUCCACGGCAACAACGCCCAAAACCUCACCGUGGUGGCAGGGGAACACAACUUGGACGUGGAGGAGCGCACCGAACAGAAGACACCUGUUUCCAUGGCGAUCGCUCAUCCAGGCUACGUCCCGGCGACAGGUGAUGCCGACAUCGCCUUGCUGCAGCUGCGUCGUCCCGUCACUUUGAACCGCCACACCGUGCCCGUCUGCCUGCCGACCAGAGACUUCGCCGAGCGGGAGCUUCUGCCGGUCCGCUACCACAUGGUGUCGGGCUGGGGCAAGAGGACCACCGGGGGCAACGCCGCCGGCCCCGCCGACUCUCCCCUCGCCCCCGUCUCCCCCGUCCUCCGCAGGAUGAACGUCCCCAUCGUGCCGAACACCCAGUGCUCCCAGAGAGCUGAGUUCAACUUCACCGCCAACAUGCUGUGUGCCGGGUACCUGGAGGGCCAGCAGGAAGGCUGCCGGGGGGACGACGGGAGCCCGCUGGUCACGCUCUACGACUCCACCCACUUCCUCACGGGCGUGGUCGGCUGGGGGCGGGGCUGCUCACAUCCCGGGUAUUAUGGGGUGUACGCCAAGAUGGCCAACUUUGUGGACUGGGUGGAGGGCACCAUGAGAACCCCCCCCAGCAUGACGACGGCCCCCUGA
Cottoperca gobio is the source of this 1338-nucleotide messenger RNA. It is a transcript of the gene f7i, whose product is annotated as coagulation factor VIIi. Lineage: Eukaryota; Metazoa; Chordata; Actinopteri; Perciformes; Bovichtidae. Gene Ontology annotation, biological process: proteolysis; blood coagulation. Gene Ontology annotation, molecular function: serine-type endopeptidase activity; calcium ion binding. The record is from RefSeq and is a predicted model, not a curated record. Gene Ontology annotation, cellular component: extracellular region. The transcript is spliced from 8 exons. The coding region runs from base 1 to 1338 and encodes 445 amino acids.